AUGGCGUUGAUUGAGGCUUGGUUCAUGGACGAUUCUGACGAAGAUCAGAGGAUGCCGCAUAAACUAAACCCAAACGAACCUGUGUCUUUGGAGGAGUUAGAAAAGCUUGGCGUUUUCUACUGGAAGGUAGUUAGCGAGCAAGGAACAACUUGAUAACAACUUUAGCCGUUUGUUAGACAAGCUUCAGCUAUCAAGAAAAAUUAGUCAACGUUUAGCUAGCUAGCUACUUAGUUAUUCACUAUUGUUGGUGAACUAAAUUAUAUGGAGAGGGAGUACAAACCAACGACGCUAGACAGAGAGGAAUUUGCUUAAGCAAAAGGCAGUUUAUUAAACACAGAGAUAUCUUGUACUGUUAGUUAACAUGCAUGGAAUCCUGCUAAUUUAACAUGCAUGGACCUAAUCAUAUGGCACUCUAGGAGUCAGCUGAGAAGGAUGUUUAAACAGAGUUUACAGCAUUACUUUAUACAAUGUAACAUAAAGGGAGGGAUUCUUCUCCUAGUCCCUCUAUUGGUUCCAGAGGCGUAGGAGGCGGGUCUGCUCUGUCCAGAGUAGAAGCCCCAUUGGUGCACGGCAGAGUCCUCUGCCCUUGGCACCCGACCAGUAGACAGGGGAGUGGAGUUUGAGUGUGCGUGCACAGUGAAAUGUCUGUGUGUGUCAAGGGAACUCGUGGGGAGUUGAGAAUGAGUGUGCGUGCAAAUGAAAUGUUUGUGUGUCAAAGAACUCGUGGGGAGUUGAGAAUGAGUGUGCGUGCAAAUGAAAUGUCUGUGUGUGUCAAGGGAACUCGUGAGAAGGAACUGGUGGUUGUGGCCGGAGGUGGGGGUGUUGUCCUGUUAUCGCACUCCUGCAAGACUAGGCCAUCUGGUGACAAGAUAUGGUGUUCUCCUCUGUCCUUUGUUCUCUGACCUGGAACAGCAUUUAUUGAAAACAAGCUCCUAACACAAAUGGGUCUUGCACAACAUUUUAGUCAGACCAAUCUAUAACAUUUUAUAUUUACUACGACAAAUUAUAUUUACUACGACAAAUCCCCCUCUUCACGUCUCCCAGACGUGAUCCAUUAAUUAUGGUGGCAUGAAGCAUAGUUGAAUCAGUCUUAAAAGAAAAACAAUAAUGCAGAAAAGAAAACAACACAUGAUAACGCAUAAUGCAAUUUAAAAAAAUGUCAACCAUCCCCCUCUAGCAUACUAAUUAUAUGGCCAGUUAAUUAAACUAUGUUAGUCCCCCUCUAGUGCACGAUUAAAUACAUCAAAGCUGUUGUUCAAAUUCUAUUUCAUCUUCCCCUAAAAGGGGGUAGAUUUGAGCUUGUUCGUUUGGAGUGGGUGCGAUGGCAAAGAUUUCUCCUUCUACCUGGUCGAGGUUCUUUUUUCCAUAAGGGAAUAUACAUGUUUGGUAUCAAAUUGUGGUUUUGCUGCUCAAAUCAUCUCUGACUUCUGUCAGUGUUCUAGAAGGAGUGGGGGCUGGUGUGCAAUGUGUUAGAUGGUGCCAGGGUGCGCCUAAUUUACCUCUGACCUGGACUGAGUGUGAAGUAACCUCCUUCACUUCGUACGGUCCAGUCCACCUGGGUUCCAGCCACUUUCUCUUGUGGACUUUUACCCUCACCCAGUCUCCCACCUUUACCUUCAGUGGUAGCGUACUUCCCGUCAGCUCCCCCUCUUGGGCCUUCUGCACCUGAGAAGAGAGUGCUGCAGAAAAUUCCGUCAAUUUCUUCACAUAAUCAGUCAUUUCUAUCUGUUGUACAUCAAGGGCGGGCAUAUGACCUCCCUCCCUUGGCUAGGUUGGCGCGUUCCACGAGUCCCUGGGACUGUGGAUGUUACUGAACCGAAUCUGUGCAUGAUUCCGAAUCUUUCCUCCACCUCUCUCAGAUGUUUUGUUGCUAAAACGUGUGGUUGUCAGAUCUUAUCUGCCUUGGUAUACCAUAUCUGGGUAUUAACUUAGUUUGUAGCCACUUAAUGACUGACCUAGCAUCCUCUUAUUCUGUAGUUUCUGUAGGAAUUGCCUCUACCCAUUUUGAAAACCUGUCUACAUUUUCUUUCAUGUGAGGGUGCCACCAGAUGUGUGGGAACUUUUGGAGGGUCUUAAACUUUCCCUCGUGCGUGGGCCCGUGGGCCUCACUCAACAGUUCUGGGCAGAGUCUAGCUGGUUCAACUAGUCUUCCAUCAUGGCACCUCCAGAGUUCGUCCUGUCCUCUGCCGCCCCCUCCUGGGCCCAGACUGAGUGUUCAUAGGGUCCUGCUGAGCUCUGUAACUGUGCUAUAUCGCCUUGGUUGAGUUCAGUCUGUGAUGUCGGUGGUAGUAGUAUUGGAUGAGGAUCACGCCUUCGGGCACCUGGAGUUCAGACAGGUGGGUUUAUGGUUGUUGUGGGGGUCCUCCCCUUCCUCUACCUCUCCAUUGUGGUGUACCUCUGCCUCUUCCCCUCCCUGGGGGUUGAUGGUUAGAUUGCUGCAGAUCCCAACAAUCACGCUUGAAAUGUCCAGGUCUUCCACAAUGGUAGCACAGGUAGUUCCCUCCUCUUGGAGGACCUAAUGGGGUGCCCUGCUGAGGCCAUGGUUGUGGUUGUGGGCCAAAAGUCAUGGUGCCUUUUAGGCUGUAUAGUGAGGUGGGGCCAGGAGUGGUGCUGGUACUGGCCUCUGGGGAAGCUGCUUCAGUGGCCACACACAUCGUAUCUGAUUUCUUUGGUUGCACCCUCCUGCUCUCCAACGCCACUUUUUUAACUUUCCUAUACUGUACUUUUCCCCUUGCUCUGUCUGUCAUUCGUUGUUCUAGAUAUUCAUUAAAUUUGGGUUUAGUUAUGUUUGGCCCUGCCAUCUUGCUUUCUCUAUCGUUAUACACUUAUCCCGUCCCUGGUGUUUUAUUUUCCAAGGAUGUAUUAUCGGUAUCAAUACAGACUUAUCUCAUGUACGACACCCUCGUAUAUAAAGAGGCUGAUUUAUAUAAUUUGUAAUGCAAUUAUUAUCAUAAAAAUCAGAAUUCCAGUCACAUAUACCAAUGCAGUAAUUCCUCCACAGCACACAACACGCUUCAAUUGUCUCAGUUCUUGUUCAAGAAUAUGCACAGAUCCAAUAUCAGUCUCCCCAAUCCCUGGUUCCUGAAAGCCUAGGUCAAAUUCACUCAAUUCCACAGAUUGGUAUUCAGUUUCAUAAGUCUCACUAUAACUUCCCAUCAUCCAUUACACGUUAUAAUACAUAAAAACACACAACCAAAAGCCAAUUGGAAUUACAAUGCUUAAUAAAUUCCGGUUCUCAAAGCGUCCUAAAACAUAUUGUCAGUUCGACUGCCACCCUCCACACGUCCUUAUGUAAGGAUCAAUUUUACAUGUGAAGUCACAGAAGCAACUAAUGAAUUUAGAUUACCAGAGCGUCCUAAAACAUAGUCUCAGUUCGACUGCACCCUUCACACAACCUUAAAAGGCACCUUCAUUAUGUGAAGUCACAGAAGCAACUGGAUCCCUAUCAAAGGAUUUUUAGUUUAGACAACUCGAUCACUAGGAAGGACUUAGUCUCAGCUUAAUUGUACCUUUCACACAACCAUUUAUAUGGGAUCGUUUUAAGUGUGAAAUCACAGAGAUAACUGGCAUCCCCGGGAAUUUAGUACCUCUGGUCAAUUUCGGUGAUUCUCCCCCACCUAAUGUCUAGAACUCUGCCACAGUUUAACGUGAUCAACUCUCUCACAACCUAUAGGGUAGGACCUCCCCUAAUAGGAUUUAUGCAAAAGGUCUCAGUUCAAACUGGGUCCCUUUAGGAAUCUAGAUUAUGGGUCAAAUCUUAUCCACAUCAUGUGUUAAAUCGCAAUUUAACCCAUAGGAUACAAUCAUCAGUAUUCAGCCACUGGUAAGACUCUCAUAAUAUAGUCACAGUUCUCAGUGUUCACAGUACCAGAUAUCUCAUUUAUGCCUUAAUUCAUUUAGGAUGGAAAUUAUUUACCAAGUAUUCAUACUCACACUCAGUACUACUGAUCAAAAUUUGGUAUUGGUCUAUAAUACAAUAUGCAAGAUUUUGUUUUAACAGGCUCUGCUUACCUUUUUAGAAGAGCGCGCUCUGAUCAGGUUCCUGAGGCAAGACGAAUAGUUGAUGUCUCCUGGAUUUCAGGUCACUCUUCCGUCUGUUUUUAGAUCGAUGAUUUGCCUUUUCCUCUCUCACCAACUUUUUAGAUCGAAAUAGAAACCAUCCUCUGCUACCAUUUUGUUGGUGAACUAAAUUAUAUGGAGAGGGAGUACAAACCAACGACGCUAGACAGAGAGGAAUUUGCUUAAGCAAAAGGCAGUUUAUUAAACACAGAGAUAUCUUGUACUGUUAGUUAACAUGCAUGGAAUCCUGCUAAUUUAACAUGCAUGGACCUAAUCAUAUGGCACUCUAGGAGUCAGCUGAGAAGGAUGUUUAAACAGAGUUUACAGCAUUACUUUAUACAAUGUAACAUAAAGGGAGGGAUUCUUCUCCUAGUCCCUCUAUUGGUUCCAGAGGCGUAGGAGGCGGGUCUGCUCUGUCCAGAGUAGAAGCCCCAUUGGUGCACGGCAGAGUCCUCUGCCCUUGGCACCCGACCAGUAGACAGGGGAGUGGAGUUUGAGUGUGCGUGCACAGUGAAAUGUCUGUGUGUGUCAAGGGAACUCGUGGGGAGUUGAGAAUGAGUGUGCGUGCAAAUGAAAUGUUUGUGUGUCAAAGAACUCGUGGGGAGUUGAGAAUGAGUGUGCGUGCAAAUGAAAUGUCUGUGUGUGUCAAGGGAACUCGUGAGAAGGAACUGGUGGUUGUGGCCGGAGGUGGGGGUGUUGUCCUGUUAUCGCACUCCUGCAAGACUAGGCCAUCUGGUGACAAGAUAUGGUGUUCUCCUCUGUCCUUUGUUCUCUGACCUGGAACAGCAUUUAUUGAAAACAAGCUCCUAACACAAAUGGGUCUUGCACAACAUUUUAGUCAGACCAAUCUAUAACAUUUUAUAUUUACUACGACAAAUUAUAUUUACUACGACACUAUCAUAUACACAUAAAUGUGACUGUAGCUAGCUAAAUUGGAUUGCAUAAAACAGUAGUGUCCCGAGUCGCCCAGGCUUCGCUCACGUUUGGAAGGAUGAUCUGACCUCGCGAGACUGACUGGUUGUUUCUGUACUGUCCUUGUCUUAGAUGCUGAUAUUUAUGAGACAGACCAUGCGCUGAAAAAGAUCCGUAAAGACAUGGGGUACUCCUACUCCAACAUCAUCACUACCCACAAGGAUAAACUACCCAACUAUGAGGACAAGGUAUUGCAUAGAACGAAAAAAAAAACAUUUCAGUCUGCUCACAUUACAAUUAAUAUUUUGUUACGGACUGUACGUUAUUUAUAAUGAAGGAUACCUGGAGAAAAUCGGACCUCUGAAAUGAAAAGGGAUGGCCCUCCCUUCACAAAAAUAUAUUUUUACGUGACCCUCCCUGAAGCUUGAAAAAUAAAUAAAAAGGUGACCCUCCCCUAUAGCCAAAAUUAUUAUUAAAACAUAAAGUGGAUAGCAGAGAACAUGGCUACCAUUUCCCCUAAAACAUCAGGGCUUCAACAAGGGUUAUUCUGAGACCCUCAAAGUUCUUUGAAGAGCCUUAGGGUUCUUGGCACUGAAAGUUGCCCCCAAAAGGUUCUUCCGAGAACCCCAUAGGAGGUGGGGUUCAUUGAGGAACCUCAUUAGUUGGUAGGGGUUCUUGCAGGAACCUAACUGCCCAACUGAAACAUUUGGAUUUGAAUUUGAAAGGACAGCAGAUGCAGGCACUUAACUGAAAAAUGUAAAGAUCUCCUCAAUUUAAGGUAAGGUUUGUCCCUUGUAUGAUCUAAAUUGAUAUUGUUUUAUGAUGAUACCAUCUAUCUUUUCAUAUUUGUGCAAAUCUUUCUAAAACAGAAAAUGGACACAAUGCAAUGGAUAUCAAUCAACAAAGAGGUAAGAAUAUGUAUGCUAUAAGAAUAUGUUGAAGGCUAGCUGUAUUGCGUGCAGAUGACUGAACUGCUCACUUUUUGGUAUGUGUAUGAAAACCAUUAUCAAAACAGUUUUGUCAUUCACAUUUACCACAAAAACCAAGGUAUGAAUACUGUCGUGUGCAUGUUUUGUUAAUCAUCUGUAUAUUUACUAUUUUUUGGGAUUCACAGACUUCACCCUCCCUACACCUCUGAUGAAUAUAGCAGGAAACCUGUUCGAUCACCAUGCACUGCAAAAUCAUUCAUAAUACGAACACCAAUAAGAACAAUAACACGAUAUUAGUGUUUAUUAUGAUUGUAGUGGCAAAACAGAACAAAACAGCAGAGCCCCGUCCAAAGAUUUGCACAAAUAUGAAAAGAUAGAUGGUAUCAUCAUAAAACAAUAUCAAUUUAGAUCAUACAAGGGACAAACCUUACCUUAAAUUGAGGAGAUCUUAAAAAUUUUCAGUUAAGUGCCUGCAUUCGCUGUCCUUUCAAAUUCAAAUCCAAAUGUUUCAGUUGGGCAGUUAGGUUCCUGCAAGAACCACCACCAACUAAUGGGGUUCCUCGAUGAACCCCAUCUCCUAUGGGGUUCUUGGAAGAACCAUUUGGGGGCAAUUUUCAGUGCCAAGAACCCUAAGGUUCUUCGAAGAACGUUGAGGGUCUUAGAAGAACCCUUGUUGAAGCCCUACUUUUUAGAGUGUAGUGACAGAAUCACACAUUACUUCCCAAGCAAAGUCAAUUUUAUGUCUCCUCGGCACGUCCGCUGAAUGUCAUAGAGACAAACCAAAGAUAUCCCAUGUGUAUCAGAGUCACGUCUUUCCCCGGCAUUUUACAGCUUGUUUCUAGCAUAAAGCAUUGCGGACUAAAGCGUCAUUAUAGAUGGCUUUACAGUGAGGGAAAAAAGUAUUUGAUCCCCUGCUGAUUUUGUACGUUUGCCCACUGACAAAGAAAUGAUCAGUCUAUAAUUUUAAUGGUAGGUUUAUUUGAACAGUGAGAGACAGAAUAACAACAAAAAAAUCCAGAAAAACGCAUGUCAAAAAUGUUAUAAAUUGAUUUGCAUUUUAAUGAGGGAAAUAAGUAGCACCAGGGAGCCAUAAGUAGCACCUAAGUAGCACCUGGGAGCCAGAAAGAUUUCUGGCUCCCAGGUGUCUUUUAUUCAGGUAACGAGCUGAGAUUAGGAGCACACUCUUAAAAGGAGUGCUCCUAAUCUCAGUUUGUUACCUGUAUAAAAGACACCUGUCCACAGAAGCAAUCAAUCAAUCAGAUUCCAAACUCUCCACCAUGGCCAAGACCAAAGAGCUCUCCAGGGACACGAUUGUAGACCUACACAAGGCUGGAAUGGGCUACAAGACCAUCGCCAAGCAGCUUGGUGAGAAGGUGACAACAGUUGGUGCGAUUAUUCGCAAAUGGAAGAAACACAAAAUAACUGUCAAUCUCCCUCGGCCUGGGGCUCCAUGCAAGAUCUCACCUCGUGGAGUUGCAAUGAUCAUGAGAACGGUGAGGAAUCUGCCCAGAACUACAUGGGAGGAUCUUGUCAAUGAUCUCAAGGCAGCUGGGAUCAUAGUCACCAAAAAAACAAUUGGUAACACACUACGCCGUGAAGGACUGAAAUCCUGCAGCGCCCGCAAGGUCCCCCUGCUCAAGAAAGCACAUAUAAAGGGCCGUCUGAAGUUUGCCAAUGAACAUCUGAAUGAUUCAGAGGAGAACUGGGUGAAAGUGUUGUGGUCAGAUGAGACCAAAAUCGAGCUCUUUGGCAUCAACUCAACUCGCCGUGUUUGGAGGAGGAGGAAUGCUGCCUAUGACCCCAAGAACAUCAUCCCCACUGUCAAACAUGGAGGUGGAAACAUUAUGCUUUGGGGGUGUUUUUCUGCUAAGGGGACAGGACAACUUCACCGUAUCAACGGGACAAUGGACGGGGCCAUGUACCGUCAAAUCUUGGGUGAGAACCUCCUUCCCUCAGCCAGGGCAUUGAAAAUGGGUCGUGGAAGUAAUUCCAGCAUGACAAUGACCCAAAACACACGGCCAUGGCAACAAAGGAGUGGCUCAAGAAGAGCACAUUAAGGUCCUGGAGUGGCCUAGCCAGUCUCCAGACCUUAAUCCCAUAGAAAAUCUGUUGAGGGAGCUGAAGGUUUGAGUUGCCAAACGUCAGCCUCGAAACCUUAAUGACUUGGAGAAGAUCUGCAAAGAGGAGUGGAACAAAAUCCCUCCUGAGAUGUGUGCAAACCUGGUGGCCAACUACAAUAAAUGUCUGACCUCUGUGAUUGCCAACAAGGGUUUUGCCACCAAGUACUAAGUAAUGUUUUGCAGAGGGGUCAAAUACUUAUUUCCCUCAUUAAAAUGCAAAUCAAUUUAUAACAUUUUUGACAUGCGUUUUUCUGGAUUUUGUUGUUGUUAUUCUGUCUCUCACUGUUCAAAUAAACCUACCAUUAAAAUUAUAGACUGAUCAUGUCUUUGUCAGUGGGCAAACAUACAAAAUCAGCAGGGGAUCAAAUACUUUUUUCCCUCACUGUAUAUAAUCAGGUCCGUUCCAUUGUUUUCUACAAGGGGUAGUCCUAUGCUUUUAGCCAUUGUCUUUAACAGAAACCGCAGUACUCUCACAUACUCUCACACACUCCCUCAGUUCGAGCCCUGGUUUUAACUUAACACACCAAGCCCUUCACUGACACAGAUAUUUAAGGAGUGCAUGGUGACUAAAGGAAUUGGCUGACAAAAUCUACAGAUAGUACACUAUAAUUAUGUCUGUUAAACAGGUAGGCCUACCUCUUAUUUCUUGAAAAGGAAGAAAUAGGCUCCAACACAAAGCCCUCUUGUUGUUAGUAGCCUAAAGUCAAAUUAAAAUGAAGACUGUUUAAAUGAAUAAGGCCUUCUCAAAUUAGCCUACUUUCAGCACUCAUGCACUGUCCAUCUCAACGCCUGCUGCUUCAUAGUAAUGCAAAUUUUGUAAAUUACUCGAAUAUGGCUUAUUGUGAGGGCAACGAAACAUCGUUUUUAGUAAAAUCAAUUAUAGCAGUUGCAAGCUUACCUCCGGUCCUCCUUCUCAUCUUCACGCUCUCCCAAACUGAACAGGACAUCAGUAGGCCUAGUCCGAGCACACAGAUAUUGCAUUUUUUGGCCAGGGCUCAUGAUUGGGAUAGCCUAUCCAUUGCAGUGUGUACUGCAGUGUAGUCUAGGUUUAUAUACACCAUCGCAGCAGUGCAAAAACUUGCAAAAAUAUAACUUUGCCCUGUGUUUCUCUGAGCAUGCUCUUCGUAUAGCCUAGGUCUAUAGCCUAUAGUAUAGGCUAUGGAUAAUUUGAUUGAGACCACACUAGGCGCACUUGCAGAGAAUCAGGGAUGAGGGGCAGCAUCGGCCACACAGAGAUAUCAUAAGCAACUAAUUCUCAAACACUGAGCAAUAUGACAUUCAGGGCUCUAUUUUCGUCUGGCGUUAAGGCGGCACUAGUGUCAAACGGCCAUUCGUUUAAAAUAUAUGUAUAUAUAAAUAUAUUUACAAAAAAAUAUUUUGGGGAUUGGAAAUUAUGCAGACAAUUACAUUGAUGGAUCUGCACUAUUAAAGCUGAACUACCCCCUAAACAAACCCCCCCCCCAAAAAAAAAACAUGUUAAAGCCAGCGCUCUGCUAUUUUCAAAGUGUUGCGCAAGGAUGGGUCAUUUACCCAUCUUAAAUCAGCUCGCUUGCGCUCAGUUGGGAGGGGUGGAAAUAUUUGGUGUCCUUAAAAACAUGAUUCAAAGUGCUAAUUUGGGAGCAAUUAUGGUGCCUGUAAGUGUAUUUAGACAUGGCCUAUUAAUUUGAUUAGAAUGAUUCACUCUCUUAUAUAAAAUACCCAAAUACACAACUUGAAGCAACCACAUAUUUAGCCAUGGAGCACGUUCUGAUUGGCCAGUGAAGGGCCAACAAGCCUCAACACACCCACACCUGGUUUAUUCAUCAAAACCCAGCCCUUUCUUGCCUAUGCCAGCACUGUGCCGAUAAUUUUUGGUUGUGAAAAUAGCAAAGAUAUUUCUGACACACCCCCAAACCUAUAGUGCUACCGCCAGCGCUUAGAUUUACCAUAGCAUUAGGUUUGUUAAAAUAGAGCCCUGAAUCAAUUACAAAUUACAUGACCAUCCCCUGGACUGAAUCAGAAAACACUAAACCCUCCCCGACUGAAAUUGAAAAAUAAUUACCCUCCCCCAUUUUCCUCCAGGGAACAAUUCAGUACAUUUCUACCGAUCCCUUAUUCACUGUGCCAGAUUAGAUUUAUGAUACAUUGGAUAAAAGCACAUGCUUAAAAAGUGUCCUGCCAUAUGUGCCCUCCUGUCCCCAGCUGGAUGAUGAGAUCCGCUACAUCCUGGACGGCAGGUCCUACUUUGACGUGAGGAACAGGGAUGACCGCUGGAUCCGCAUAGCCAUGACCAAGGGAGACCUGAUCACUCUGCCUGCAGGCAUCUACCACAGAUUCACUAUGACUGAGACCAUACGGCUCCAU
Messenger RNA from Coregonus sp. 'balchen', 10363 nucleotides. The record is from the annotation of a GenBank genome assembly. NCBI's taxonomy places the organism in Eukaryota, Metazoa, Chordata, Actinopteri, Salmoniformes, Salmonidae.